This is a messenger RNA of Polychytrium aggregatum, 1471 nucleotides long. RefSeq lists its product as uncharacterized. The record is from RefSeq and is a predicted model, not a curated record. Gene Ontology annotation, cellular component: nucleolus. Lineage: Eukaryota; Fungi; Chytridiomycota; Chytridiomycetes; Polychytriales. Gene Ontology annotation, molecular function: nucleic acid binding. Gene Ontology annotation, biological process: regulation of ribosome biogenesis. Bases 115 to 1215 code for a protein of 366 amino acids. The transcript is spliced from 6 exons.
AGCUUCGGCCCCGCCCGGGAUUCAACAACAGCGACGGCGUCUCCAAGCUCGAUCCCGCAGCCAAGCACCCUCCAAGGCCGCCUCGCACCAGCAGACAAUCGCACAUAUCAAAGGAUGUCUUGGGAAGAUGACGAGCGACCCUCGUUGGGGUCAUCGUCCGCCUCGGUGCUCAACAGCACCUUUGGAAUGAAGGAUCAGGGCAACAGCGGCCUCAGCUUUGCGCAAGCGCAGCUGAAAAAGUUUGGAUGGGAAAAGGGACAGGGCCUGGGAAGGAACCGAGACGGAAUCAACAAAGCAGUCUCGGUUGGAUACAAGAACGACGCCCUUGGAGUGGGUGCUAAGCCAGACGAGUGGGGGUUCGCUUGGUGGGACCAUGUUUUCAAUCAAAAGACAGCCUCGAUCAAGAUCGAAAAGGACGACAAUGGCACCGUCCAAGUCAAGGCCGAGACCGAGGCGGAAGAAAAGGCCAAGAAGGUCGCUCUCUAUGGUGGAUUCGUGAAGGGAGGCACGACCGAGAAGAAGAAAGACUACUCUAUCAAGGUCACCGAUGCGGAGCUGCUCAAGGCAUGCGAGGGCCGGACAGCCCGCAAAGGUGCCCGAGCAGGCAACCAAAUGGCAAAGCUGGAGCGAGUCGAUGCCAAAGCAGCCCAAAUGCUGCGGGCGGCCCAAGGCAGAGUCGACGACGAUGACCGGAGCGAGGACUCUGGCGACGGCAUGUCUGAUAAGGCCCUGAAGCGGCCACUGGAAGCCGAUGAUGCCCAAAGAAGCGACACCCAGCAACCGACCAAGAAGGCCAAGAAGGAAAAGGAGAAGAAGGCCAAGAAGGCCAAGAAGGAGAAGAAGGAGAAGAAGGAGAAGAAGGAGAAGAAGGAGAAGGAUAAGAAGAGGGAGAAGAAGAGGGAGAAGAAGGAUAAGAAGGAGAAGGAUACCGAUAUGGCCGAGAACGGAGAGAAGAACAGUAACAAGGAAAAGAAAAUGAAAAAGGCCAAGAGCGAGACCACUCUCCCGGAGAGCGGGUCGGCGGUGCUUGCAAAGAACCAAGCGCCAGCCGGUUCCCAUGGAUCCGAGAAGCGCUCCAAGAGAAAAUCGCGUGUCGAUACCGAGGAAGCUAGUUCAUCAGGAGCCUCGGAGACCAAGAAGCGGGCCGCGACCAAGUCGGUCGACAAAGCCCCUAAAGCAUCCAAAUCCAAGCGAACAAAGUCCGAGCAAGCGUAGGAGCAGUGGAUCCUCGGCUCGGAGCGAAGGGGUCGCAGAUGUGUGCUUCGGGUUCGUCACAAUCCUCGUAGUCCUCUCAGUCCUCGCAAUAGAGAAUCCUCCAGUCCAACGAAUGUGGCCGUGUGUUUUCGGCAGUUCCCUUUGAGCACAUCCCGAGGAGACGAGGAGGAUAGCAUCUGCGUGGUCGAGGGUACGUUGAGUGUAAAAAAAAGGCAGGUGCAGUUUAUUGUUCCGCAGAGUUGUUCUUCCAAAACCC